This is a messenger RNA of Terrapene triunguis (Three-toed box turtle), 434 nucleotides long. Its product is annotated as estradiol 17 beta-dehydrogenase 5-like. Gene Ontology annotation, molecular function: oxidoreductase activity. Lineage: Eukaryota; Metazoa; Chordata; Testudines; Emydidae. The annotation marks the transcript as partial. The transcript has 4 exons. The record is from RefSeq and is a predicted model, not a curated record.
UCCAACUUCAACAUCAGACAGCUGGAGAUGAUCCUGAACAAACCGGGGCUCAAGUACAAACCUGUUCUCAACCAGGUUGAAUGUCACCCUUACCUCAACCAAGGCAAACUACUGGCCUUCUGCAAAUCCAAGGAUAUCCUCCUCGAAGCCUAUUUUGUUCUGGGAUCACAGAGAGACAAGAACUGGGUAGACCAAAGCACCCCAGUUCUGCUGGAGGACCCAGUAUUGGGUGCAAUUGCCAAAAAAUACAACCGAAGCCCUGCUCUAGUAGCCCUGCGCUACCAGCUGCAGCGUGGUAUCGUGGUCCUCUUUAAGAGCUUCACCAGAAAGCGUAUUGAAGAAAACUUCCAGGUUUUUGACUUCCAGCUCUCUGAGGAGGACAUGAAAACCAUUGAUGGGAUGAACAAAAACUGUUCCUAUGUGCAUUUAAAACA